CGUUUCAUGGUCUUUCAAGCUUCGCCAUAUCGGCUGAGGCUCUCGCAGAAACGCAAUUCAUUUCGUGGAACCCUCGCAUCGAUCAAUCGGUACCGCUUCUGAUCAGCGCUUACUACGGUACAUAAUCCUAUAAGACGUGGAGUGCGCAUAAUACCGAGAUUGCUCAAAUUCAACCUUCCAUCUUUCGACACCCCCGUUCAAUCAACGAGAUCUCAGUAGCAUCAGCUUGAAGUCUCUCUGGCCCAGACCUCACACGGCUCUUUCUCAAGUGGCAUCCAAGCGUCAUACGUCUUACCGCACCUGCUAGACACAGCCACGAGUUACAUCGCCCGCACAGGGUUAUCUCUACCCUAGAACGCGAAGAACAGCCUACCAAUGGCUCCACGUCGAUUACCCUAUCUUGAUACAUUGGUGUUGAGGAAGCAAGUUCUGGAAGAUCGGACUGAAGGAUCCAAGCAACGCAAAGCAAAUUCAAUCGCGCGAGGCAUAGGACAUGGGAUCUCACAAGGCACAAGAGAUGCAAUUGCGCGAGGGAUGCAAGAGGUGAAAGGAAACCUUGCACGGCUGCGACCCCACUCGGACGUGGUGUGUAGCAAUCUAUGCGAACGUUGCUCCAAAAUACCAUGGGUUGAACUCGUCACGGCGGGGGAUGAGGUGAAAUUUCAGUUGAUUGGAAUGACGAAGCCACUAGAAGAAUUGCAAGUCUCUGCCUGCCCAAGUUGUCGAAUUCUUGGCUCCAACCUCCCAAGUUUUGGUGUCACCUUCUUGAGUAUGGAAGAUCGAUACUACCUUCGAUUUAGAGACAAACACGACAAGUAUUGGUAUCCAUCAUCUUUGAGGAUCAUCCACAAAGAAAAUCCGUCUCUUCUUGACAGAUCCUCAGCUUUCAUCGAUAAAAGAGGAUAUGUCAAUGCACUAGAAAUGAAGGGGAGAAUUGAGGAUUGCAUAGAUAAUCACAAACAGUGUAGACCGCAGCCAUGCGAUAGUUUGAGAGAUUUGAAAGUCAUCGAUUGCUACGAGCGGACUGUCGUCUUGGCUCCAGAGAGCUGUCGAUUCGUUGCACUCUCCUAUGUGUGGGGUCGACCUACACAGGAGGCAGAAUCGAUUGAUAGACCACAGUUUCCAAUGCUCUUAGAUGUAUUCCCUCGCACCGUAGAGGACAGCAUCGUAACAACCAUUGCGCUUGGCUUCCAAUACCUAUGGGUGGAUAGAUACCUGAUCAAACAGUGUAUUGACCAACAUAACGCCGACGACCAAAGUCACCAAAUUAAUCAGAUGGGGGCCAUAUACUCUUCAGCCCAGGUUACGCUUAUUGCAGCGGCCGGCACAGAUGCCAAUUUUGGUCUACCAGGAAUCAGCAGAGAGUUCAGCUAUCCAGAAUCGUGUUCCGUUACCAAGAAUCUAUGUCUGGUCAACGCCUCUCAAUCAGUCACACGAUCGGUUUCAGCAUCCACCUGGUACUCUCGAGCAUGGACGUUGCAGGAAGGUUACCUCUCGAAAAGGCGACUGUUCUUUGUAGAACACGGGAUAGAUUACAUUUGCGAUGAAGACCUUCAGGAUGAAGACCUGAGAGGCGGCCUGAUUGCAAGUGAACUUGCUGCCUCGCUACCUAGUAAGAUGAAUGCUUGGGAUCGUGCAAAUCACAUGAUGCGCCAGUUCGCAGGACGAAGUCUUACAUACGAAGGAGAUGCUCUCAACGCUAUCAUCGGCGCGCUAGGAACUCUCGAAGGUGUUGAUCAUACAGAGGGGGUAACUAUCCAAAGAUCUAACUCUUCCGAGACAUCUAGUACGUACAUGGCUCUGAACUGGUGUCACGAUCUGCCUUGUUCCCGGCGUGAAGGGUUUCCCAGUUGGUCGCCUCUCGGCUGGAGAGGGGAAAUUGAUUAUCUCGACUACCAAACCACGAUCUCAUCCGGCUGCUCGCUCGAAGUCUGGCACGACGGAGGAUUUAGGCAUGUUUCCGACGCUUUCGGGAAAUUAUCGGAAGGCCAUCGCGCACACAGGCCAACACAAGAGAGGUACCUCAGACUGAACACCACUGUGGUAAUGCUAGAUUUCGUAUAUCUCGACCACGAGCCUGGUAUACCCAGUGGAUUUUAUGUGAGGGUUCCGUAUACCUCCAACCUCGACCUCUUUGUUCUGCCGUUUUGGGAUGCAGACGAUAUGCGACAGGGCAGUAUACAGCUGCCUUGUGCUGUUGCCGUGCGGCGCAGGACACUCAUGCAAAAGACUUGGAGAUGCGAGCAAGAGUCACAACUACUCAUCAUGCGACAGCACAGCACACAUUACGAACGCGUUGGAUGCUUCAAUUUGCAUUGGUCUCAUCGUCAUAUCUAUGCCCGAGAGAAGAAAGGCCGGAUCUUUCCCCUGGACUUUACCUAUGGCAAUCCGCUUCUGGAAUAUGGUGACGGUACCUACUGGAAGAAGAAUGGCGAAGAACGCACGUUUCUUCUCGGCUAG
Molecule: messenger RNA, 2460 nt
Organism: Alternaria alternata
Lineage: Eukaryota; Fungi; Ascomycota; Dothideomycetes; Pleosporales; Pleosporaceae
Product: HET-domain-containing protein
Exons: 2
Coding region: 376-2460 (694 amino acids)
Source: RefSeq, a predicted model, not a curated record